AUGGCCUUCUACGGGAACAAGAGAAGGCGCCAUCAGCAGCAGCGACCAACUCAGGAUUCUCGCCCUAAUGUUGAGUUCAAAUUUGAUGAGGAGUUGUACAGAUUAAAUUACGCUGCUUCUGAUAAGCUCAGGAGAAAGAUUUUGUCUGAGUUUUCGGUGGAAUCCCACGAGAUUCCCCCAAGUGUGUACAAGAAGACCGCAAAGCUCGAGGUGGUCAGUCAAACGUGGAAACCCAGGGCCUAUUCGACUCCCAGGUGCUUUUACUGCUCCCUGAAACACAACUUUGCAAACUGCGUCAUUUCGAGUUCGAAUUCAGUCACUCUGAUUCUUGACGGCCUCAAGAACUGUAUUCUGGAGCACCAGCUGGUGCUAGUCUCGAACUCGCACGUGCAGAACACACUGUACCUGGAUGACAACGCGUACACGGAGCUUCGGAAUUACCAGAAGACGCUCGUGCACAUGUUCCAGCAGAUGAACAGGUGUGUGAUCUUCGUGGAGACGUCGAUGAACGACCGGAGUCUGAAGGACUCGGAGCACGAUCAGGACGUUAGGAGACUUAAGUCAAACACCUACGAAAACGACUACUUUGAAUCCAGCGGAACUAGUCGUCUUGAUGCCGGGACGUACCGGUCGAAGGCCAUGGACAACGACGACCGGCACAAUCCCAGGGAUGGCAGCAAUGACGACCGCAUAUUUAAACAUCGGCACGGCAACGACCGGCAGCAGCCCGGCUCUCAGCCCACCAAUCACUGCAAAAUAGAGUGCUUUCCGAUUCCCCUGGACUACUUCGAGGAGGCCAGGAUGUACUUUACUAAGGCCCUGGACGAGAUGGGCCCCUCCUGGUCCCAGAACAAGAAGAUGGCCAUCACCGGCAAGACUGGAGUCAGGGGCUCCAUUCCCCAGGGGUUCGACUACAUCCACGUGGACUUCUCCCUCUCGGGGGAGGCAGUCGCCUGCGUCAUCGAGGACCCCUCCAGACUCAGGUACACCUUCGCCAGGAACAUCGUCGCCGGCGUCCUAAACAUGGACCAGCUGGAGAGGGCCUUUAGGGACAGUGAUGACUACAGCCGGGGCCUAAAUAACAUCAGAAAGCUCUAUAAGGACUUCGACUGGACGGCGUCCAGUUAA
Theileria orientalis strain Shintoku is the source of this 1128-nucleotide messenger RNA. RefSeq lists its product as uncharacterized. Bases 1 to 1128 code for a protein of 375 amino acids. The transcript has a single exon. NCBI's taxonomy places the organism in Eukaryota, Apicomplexa, Aconoidasida, Piroplasmida, Theileriidae. Gene Ontology annotation, biological process: mRNA splicing, via spliceosome. Gene Ontology annotation, cellular component: post-mRNA release spliceosomal complex. The record is from RefSeq and is a predicted model, not a curated record.